Molecule: messenger RNA, 900 nt
Organism: Argiope bruennichi
Lineage: Eukaryota; Metazoa; Arthropoda; Arachnida; Araneae; Araneidae
Exons: 2
Coding region: 1-900 (299 amino acids)
Molecular function (GO): nucleic acid binding; zinc ion binding
Source: RefSeq, a predicted model, not a curated record
AUGGACAUACCUGAAGGAAAUAAAGAAGUCGUGACCCAGCAACCCAAGGUGGAUGAUGUUCAAACAUCGGAAAACCAAGAUCAAUCCCCGCGGCCUAUCUCACCAUCUUCUAUUCAAGUCUUGGAGGAAUUCAUUUACCACAACUAUAUGGACAUCAUCCAAGCCAUCACCACGAGGAAUACCAUGGGAAUCUGGGCCCAAGCACUCAGAUGCCAUAAAGAGGAGACAGAAGAGUACCGGCAGAUGCGGUCUAAAGUUGGCAGGGUGUCAUUUCCUGUGGGGGAGCUAUUCAAUGUACCGAUAGAUGAAAUAACUAAAGAGUUGAAAGGACAAGGGGUUAGCCAAGUACGGCGUAUAUCUAUACGGAGAGAUGGCCAGCUCCUAAAUACCAAACAUCUGGUUCUUACUUUUAGUUUCAACAAAUUACCAGAGUACAUUAAGGUGGGGUACAUGCGCCUGUUGGUUCGACCAUAUAUACCGAAUCCGCUUCGUUGUUUUAAGUGCCAACGGUUCGGAUAUUCAAGAACUUCUUGCCGAGGGACACCAACUUGCGCCCGCUGUGCAGAAAUAGGUCACGAUAGUUCGGAAUGCACAUCUAGGGAGAAAUGCUUUAAUUGUCAAGGUACACAUACUUCCUUUUCUCGAAACUGUCCAGCAUGGCAGUUAGAAAAAACAAUAAAUAGUACAAAAAUUAAGAAACAAAUUUCUUACUCCGAAGAUCGUAAACUUGUAAAAUCUCAAACUCCUGUAUCUGGUACCAGCUACUCUUUUAUGAUCAAAAAACCACCUGCAACUGAUCUUAUUCAAAACAAAAGAAACAAUAUACUUACUAAUAAUACUCCCGAAUCCGCUAUUGUAACGUCAUUGCCAGUAGAUCUCAAUAGUAAUAAUGUUAAUUAG